UAUAGGAAUCAAGAGCAAUCAACGUGAGCCCCCAGCUUGAGAGCGAGGAAGAACUUCUGUCCUGAGGAGUGUGGGACCGCGGACUGGCAAAGCCAACAUUUACGUGGAAUUUCUGGGGUUGCUGACAACAUGCAAAUCCUGAUGUCACCUGCCAGAAGCUGUUGUGCCCUGGCCAUCCUGCUGGCAAUUGUGGACUUCCAAUAUGGUGGGUGCAUCCAUGUUACCAGCUCAGCAUCCCAGAGAGGAGGGCAACUGGACUUCACCUGUACUCUGUGGCACAAGAAGGGUGAAGCGGAGGGACUAGUGCUCUUCUGGUGCAAAGACAGGUCUUGGGACUGCUCGCCCGAGACCAGCUUAGAACAGCUACGGGUUAAAAGGGAUCCUGGGACAGAUGGCGUCACUGAAGAGUCAUCUCAGUUGGUGUUCACCGUAGAACAAGCCACACCAUCCGACAGUGGGACCUACCAGUGCUGUGCCAGAAGCCAGAGGCCAGAAAUCCACAUCCAUGGUCAUUUUUUCUCUGUUCUAGUCACAGGGAACCACACCGAGAUAUGGCAGAGACAGAAGCAGCACCCUGGCUUCAGCCAUGCUGACAGCGCUCUCAGUUCAGGCUUCCCGCAAGCAAAGACCUGGGGAGUGAUGGGCACCAGCCUGGUGGCCCUUCAAGGUACGUCCAGAGGAGACUGCAGCGCUCCAACCUACGAGUCUGUAUCCUUGCAAGGUUAAUUAUUUCCUAGAAGGGAAAGUCCAGAAAGGAAGCUCAGAAGAAGGGACAGAUGCUCUCCAAGCCCUGGCUAUCUACAGAAAAGUACAAACCAGUAUGUGGGCGAAAGUGGUCUGAAGGUACUCAAGUCUCCUAAUUCUGCAUCUCCAUGGAGACAGACGAAUGGGACGGUCCUCUGGGUAAGAGGCCUGUCCUCUUAGGAAAGGCUGUAGGAGAUGAACACAGCACUCCAGUUCAGGCGAUAGGUCUCUAUUACACAAAGCUGAACAAGGCAGGAGACAGGGUCAGGCUGAGGUGGCGUUUGAACACAGCUGCUCCACAAAGCUGAGGACCAUACUGAGUAUUGAAAGACUGGGACAUUUAACAAUUUGUCACUAGGCUUUUGCAUAACAAAUAACGGAUGCAGGUCUCUGUCCUUGGCAGUCAAAGGCCAGCUUCCGUGUGUGUGUGUGUGUGUGUGUGUGUGUGUGUGUGUGUG
Messenger RNA from Peromyscus leucopus (white-footed mouse), 1202 nucleotides. RefSeq names its product CD160 molecule (gene Cd160). Gene Ontology annotation, biological process: regulation of adaptive immune response. Bases 130 to 726 code for a protein of 198 amino acids. The transcript has 4 exons. Gene Ontology annotation, molecular function: transmembrane signaling receptor activity. Gene Ontology annotation, cellular component: plasma membrane. NCBI's taxonomy places the organism in Eukaryota, Metazoa, Chordata, Mammalia, Rodentia, Cricetidae. The record is from RefSeq and is a predicted model, not a curated record.